AUGGGGAAGGCUGGAGUUGGUAAAAGUGCCUCAGGAAACACGAUUCUGGGAAGACCGUGCUUUAAAUCUAAAUUUUCUGCUAGCUCUCUGACUACUGAGUGUGAAAAGGUUGUUGGUGAGGUGGAAGGACAAAAAGUUGCUGUUAUCGACACUCCAGGCCUGUUUGACACCUGGAACACUAAAGAGAGAACAUUUAAAGAUAUCAGCCAGUGCAUUACUUAUGCUGCACCUGGACCUCAUAUCUUCCUGAUUGUCAUCAGACUGUACAGGUUCGCAGAGGAAGAAAAGCAGACAGUGGAGAAGAUUCAGGAAAUCUUUGGUGAGGAAGCCAACAGAUACUGCAUGGUUCUCUUUACUAAUGGUGACCUGCUAGACGGAGUAUCUAUCGAGGAGUUCUUGGAGGAAUACAAAGACCUGCAGGAACUUGUGGCCAAAUGUAACAACCAGUACCACAUGUUCAAUAAUAAGCUGAAGGAUCGUUCUCAGGUCAGUCAGCUGCUGAAGAAGAUCAGAAAUAUAACAGAGAAGAACGGAGGAAAUCAUUACACCAAUGAAACGUUCCAAAAGGCAGAAAGAGAUGUUGAAGAGGAGAAACAACGAAUCCUGGAAGAGAAAGACGAACAAAUACGCAAACAGCUGGAGAAACUGAGGAAGUAA
Messenger RNA from Scomber japonicus (chub mackerel), 657 nucleotides. RefSeq names its product GTPase IMAP family member 9-like. The record is from RefSeq and is a predicted model, not a curated record. The transcript has a single exon. Gene Ontology annotation, molecular function: GTP binding. NCBI's taxonomy places the organism in Eukaryota, Metazoa, Chordata, Actinopteri, Scombriformes, Scombridae. Bases 1 to 657 code for a protein of 218 amino acids.